This is a messenger RNA of Pogonomyrmex barbatus (red harvester ant), 2079 nucleotides long. RefSeq names its product SPARC related modular calcium binding-like protein magu (gene magu). Gene Ontology annotation, biological process: extracellular matrix organization. Gene Ontology annotation, molecular function: calcium ion binding; extracellular matrix binding; heparin binding. NCBI's taxonomy places the organism in Eukaryota, Metazoa, Arthropoda, Insecta, Hymenoptera, Formicidae. Gene Ontology annotation, cellular component: basement membrane. The record is from RefSeq and is a predicted model, not a curated record.
GGCAAGUGCCAGUUGAUCCGCAGCAUUCGCUACGAUUGGAUACGGUACGCUUGAAGCGCGCGCGCAUACGGUGCACCAAAGGGAUAAUUUUCGGAUUCACCGCCCCUUUGUGCCCCUUCGAGAAAAAACGAAAUACCAAUGAAUUUCGCAGAAUAUGUUGUUGAAAUGAAAAGACAGACGAACAGAAAUGUGCUAUACAUUGGAAACAUAGGAAUGUAGCGAGCGUACAUGUGUAGCUGUGCGCGGGCGUGCUUUUCAGACGAGUUUCCCGUCCAUUCGUCAUUUUCCUCAUUUUCCGAGAAACACAUUGACAAGAUUGGAGAAAACGCAAUGAUGAUCCCGACGAUACGAGCCAUCGUUGUUUUAUUAUUCAUCGUCGAUUUCGAUGCUGUGGCAGCUAAUACUGUGACAUCAGCUAAGGAGGAAUGUAGGAAAAGGAUAGCUGAAUGCAUGAUGAAUGGUGGUGGAAGCAUGCCGAUGUGUGGAAGUGACGGAAUCACAUAUUCCAAUCAAUGUCAAGUUAUUUCUAAGCAAUGUCAAGGCAUGUCCGUCCUUAUCAAACAUUCCGGACCUUGUCCAGAGACACCGGCAUGCUUAUCAGCAAGACUGAUUGCUCGACCGGGUGUACGACCCGCUUGCCAAAACGAUGGAACGUAUAUGCCGGUUCAGUGCCACGCGGAGACCGGGUAUUGUUGGUGCGUAACGCCGCAAGGCCGGCCGUUGCCCGAUACAACGGUAAGAUACAAAAAACCGAGAUGUUUGAGAUCCGGUUCCAGAUCUGCUGCUUCUAUUAGGAGCGGCCAAAGGCGACGCUCACCUCAGCCUUGGAAACAUAGACCGUAUGUCGGUAGUAAUAGGCAGCGGAAUACCUGUGAUCGCACUGAAAAGUCCAAGUUUAACGCAAACCUCAUCGAAAAUUUCAAAAUCGAAUACAGACGGACUAAUAUAUCCGCUGAAGAUGUUAAAAAUGUCGAACGGGUAUUGUCGUGGAAAUUCCUUAUGCUGGAUCAGAACGCGGACGGCUACUUGGAUAAGGAAGAAUACAAAGAGCUCAGAAGACUCGCCAAGAAGGCAGUGAGACCGAAGAAGUGCGCGCGCACGUUUGCUCGCACGUGUGACCUAAAUCGAGAUUUAAAACUAUCCAAACAGGAAUGGGGUGCUUGUCUCGCCAAUGACUUCACUCUACGUUUAUUCUUGUCGCUGAACCCGGCAGACGAGCGUCCCGAGGUCUCUGAGGCCCAAAGGACACGGGCCACGGACCAAGGUGAGUCCCAGUCUUGCAUUUUUCCCGUUUUCUUUCCUAAUACUGUCAUCAUUCGCUGCGAAUAUUCACGGCGAAAUUCCAUGGAAAGUGUUACCCCGGACAUAGGAACGUACUUAGUCGAUCGCACAAAUGAUUGUAUAUCGGACAGAAGAUCAGUGUUGGAAGAUCAGAAGCCAAAACAAAAUAUAUACAUUCCACAAUGCAUGUCCGAUGGAAGGUAUCAUCGAGUGCAAUGCUAUUCAGGUUAUUGUUGGUGCGUAUAUCAAGAUACAGGUAAGCCAAUACCAGGAACAUCCUCCAAGGAUCGUUCGCCGAAUUGUAAUCCAGCUCCGACUCCUAGUAGACCUAUGAAAGGAUGUCCAGAGUUGAAAAAACAAUUAUUCCUUCGGGAUUUAAUGGAUCUCAUGCAGGAGAAAAUGGAAACCUCUAGCAACAAUUCUAAUGAAACUACAGUUAAAUGGGAGGCUUCUAAGGAGGAAAGGAUAGCCACGUGGCAUUUUGUAAUGCUUGAUAAGAAUAAAAAUAAGGUUUUAGAAAGAAAAGAAUGGAAAAGUUUUCGUACAAUGGUAGCGAAUAAUAAACAACUUCGGAGAUGUGGUAAAAAAUUACCGAAAUAUUGUGACAUCAACAAUGAUAGAAGGAUCAGUAUGACAGAAUGGCUCAGCUGUCUCAAUGCUCAGCGUCCAACAACAGUCGAUGAUCCAGCGAAAACAUCAAUUACUCCAAAAAGAAUAGGUCCAAAUCCAUUAGACCGAUUCCUCAAUGAUGAUGACUAGUAUAUGAUGUGAUAUAAAUUGUGUUCGCAAUUUCAUCAA